AUGAAAGUCGAGAAAUGCCCCUCCGAUACUUUCGCCCUGUCAAACUACGUUUCCAUCGCACCUGGACAAGUCGAUCCCUCAAAGCACUACCUUCUUGUCAACAAUGAAUAUGUAUUUACAGCAAGACCAGACAACUCGUUGAACCGUGGCGUUCUCGGAACUAGCGCCAUGCAGCGCCGCUGGGCUCAAUUCUCGCUGAAGCAGGAGGUCACUGUCGAAGCAUACAACCCUUUUGAAGAUGGUGUCGACAUUUACUUGGCGAGUCUCAAAGUUGAAGUUGGUUUCCUGAGAAAGAGUACACAAAUGACAGAAGAUUUUGAUACCGAGGCAAUGGAGAAGGCAUUCUCAUCGAAUUUCCAUAACCAAAUCUUUACUGUGGGUCAACUGUUGGUAUUCGAGUUCCGAGGUGUCAACCUUUCAUGCAGAAUCGCCGACAUGGAGGUGGUCGAGUUAGACGCCUUGAAACGUAUGACCGAAGAAGGUGGUGCUUCCCACGAAGGAACGGGGGCAUCACAUGCCAAUCGAGGUGUUUUGAUGCGUCAAAGCACUAUUCAGUUUACGAAAACCAGCGAAUCCACUAUCCGUCUUAAGGGCGCCAAGCGAUCUCAACAAUCGAAGCCUUUGAUCCGAGCCGAUUUCAAGUUUGAGGAUUUGGGUAUUGGUGGUCUGGACACCGAAUUUAGCGCCAUUUUCCGACGUGCCUUUGCAUCGCGCAUUUUCCCUCCCUCCAUCGUUGAAAAGUUGGGUGUGCAGCACGUCAAGGGUCUUUUGCUCUAUGGUCCUCCCGGUACUGGUAAAACUUUAAUUGCUCGACAGAUUGGCAAGAUGUUGAACGCUCAAGAACCCAAGGUCGUCAGUGGUCCUGAAGUGUUGAGCAAGUUUGUUGGUCAGAGUGAAGAGAAUGUCCGAAAACUGUUUGCGGAUGCCGAAGCAGAGUACAAGUCUAAGGGAGAAGAGUCGAGCCUGCACAUUAUCAUUUUUGAUGAACUGGAUGCUAUUUGUAAACAGCGUGGUAGCCGUGGUGAUAGUACCGGUGUUGGUGAUUCGGUCGUUAAUCAGCUUUUGGCCAAGAUGGAUGGUGUAGAUCAGCUCAACAACAUUUUAAUUAUCGGUAUGACCAACAGAAAGGACAUGAUCGACGAGGCCUUACUGCGUCCAGGUCGUCUCGAGGUACACAUGGAGAUUGGUUUGCCCGACGAAUCUGGUCGUCUUCAAAUCCUCAAGAUUCACACUGGCCGUAUGCGAGAGAAUGAUAUUCUCGAUCCUGAUGUUUCUUUAGAGGAACUUGCUGAUCUCACAAAGAACUACAGUGGUGCUGAAAUUUCUGGUGUAGUGAAAGCUGCAUCAUCUUAUGCCUUCUCGCGACACACAAAGGUUGGCACAGUUGCUGGAGUAGCACCUGAUGUGGAGGAGAUGAAGGUCAACAUGGCUGAUUUUUUGGCUGCAUUAAAUGAAGUUCCGCCUGCCUUUGGUGUCUCUGAAGCAGAGUUGCAGCAAUGCGUCCAGAACCACAUUAUUCCCUUCAGUCCACAUAUCGAGCAAAUCUUGGCCGAUGGCAAAUUGUAUGUAGACCAAGUACGCCAAUCAUCACGCACUCCUGUGGUCAGUCUUUUGGCCCAUGGUCCAGCUGGUAGCGGUAAAACUGCUAUUGCUGCUACCAUUGCUUUGGAAAGUGAAUUCCCCUUCAUCAAACUUAUAUCACCUGAAACCAUGGUCGGUAUGACCGAAGCCGCCAAAAUUGCGGAAAUCAAUAGAGUCUUCAAUGAUUCAUACAAAUCACCACUCAGUGUUAUUGUUAUUGACAAUGUUGAGCGUUUAGUGGAUUGGGUGCCUAUCGGUCCUCGAUUCUCUAACGCAAUUUUGCAAGCAUUACUCGUCUUGAUCAAAAAGAAGCCUCCGAAGGAUCGUCGCUUGCUUAUUAUUGGAACUACUACCGAGCGCAAUGUUCUUGACCAGAUGGACAUGACAGAAGCUUUCAACUCGCAAAUCUACGUUCCUACUAUCACUACUUUGGAAGGCAUCGAUAUCGUGUUACAGCAACUUGGCCUCUUUACUGAUAACGAGCGUCAGCGCACCAUGUCGCUUUUGGAGCAAGCCGGAAUGGAGAACAAGGUUGCUAUUGGUGUUAAGAAGCUUCUCAUGAUCAUAGAAAUGGCUAGACAGGAUGCAGACAAGAUUGAAAAGUUUGUCAAUACCCUGAUAUCACUGUAG
Molecule: messenger RNA, 2211 nt
Organism: Zychaea mexicana
Lineage: Eukaryota; Fungi; Mucoromycota; Mucoromycetes; Mucorales; Lichtheimiaceae
Product: P-loop containing nucleoside triphosphate hydrolase protein
Exons: 13
Coding region: 1-2211 (736 amino acids)
Biological process (GO): SNARE complex disassembly; intra-Golgi vesicle-mediated transport; Golgi to plasma membrane protein transport
Cellular component (GO): Golgi stack
Molecular function (GO): ATP hydrolysis activity; ATP binding
Source: RefSeq, a predicted model, not a curated record